AUGGCGGGCCCAUUUUUAUCUCCGAUGCCAGGAGAUCUUCUAACGGAAUACAUGUUCGGUAGGCGCCGCCAGAGACGAAAUCGCACAACAUUCACGCCACAACAACUUCAGGAGUUGGAACAGUUGUUCCAAAAAACACACUACCCAGAUGUGUUUUUACGAGAAGAAGUUGCACUACGGAUUAAUUUGAGUGAAGCGCGAGUUCAGGUUUGGUUUCAAAAUCGACGAGCGAAAUGGAGAAAACAAGCACGGCUACAAUUAUUACAAGACGCGUGGCGAAUGAGGUGUUUGAGUAUGGGGAAUGCACAGUUAAUCAUAGCAUCUGAAGCUCAAACAUCAAACAACGGCACUAGCAACAUCAGCAGCAACAAUAACAACAACAACAACAACAACAACAACAACAACAACAACAACAACAACAGUAGCAACAAUAACAACGACGGUGCACUUAAAUCGAUAAUUGACACUAAACCUCCUCAGAACGCAGCAUCCCACGAUAAUAUUCAUGAGACCUCGUUCCUUCCACAACCCGCGAUUCAAGAACGAGAGCGUAGUUCAGGAGCUAAUGGUAGUUCAACACAAGCUAACCGCAUUAAAUCAAAUGGCAUCGAAAAGCUUUAUACUAAGGAAUGUAUAGAUAAACACAAUCUUUUCAAUCACAAGCCAGAUCAGUUGGCAUUCGAUCAUAAUCAUUUAAUUCACUCGGAAAGUAAGAUGUACAAAGGCAGCACCAUUAGCGAGUAUGGAGCAACUUCAAAACGAGAACCACUGCAAUUGGAGAUGAGCUAUUCAAACUCCAGCGACACAUCUAGCAAUUCAGAAGAAAUAGAUCUUACCAGUAACAUAGGUUGUAUAGAUUACUCCAAUUCAAGUGCAGGAAAAAAUUAA
Messenger RNA from Anopheles maculipalpis, 888 nucleotides. RefSeq names its product homeotic protein ocelliless-like. The transcript has 3 exons. NCBI's taxonomy places the organism in Eukaryota, Metazoa, Arthropoda, Insecta, Diptera, Culicidae. Gene Ontology annotation, biological process: regulation of transcription by RNA polymerase II. Gene Ontology annotation, molecular function: RNA polymerase II transcription regulatory region sequence-specific DNA binding; DNA-binding transcription factor activity, RNA polymerase II-specific. Bases 1 to 888 code for a protein of 295 amino acids. The record is from RefSeq and is a predicted model, not a curated record.